CAACAACCACAUUCCUAUCGACAGGCAAUUAUACUACAAUCUAGACCAGAAUUUAGAACAGUCUGUGUGCAACUGUGUUUGUGCAUAGUUGUAUCUGUAUAGUCGUAAUGAGAGAAACACUGUCUCUGUUAAGGCCUGUAUUUGGAGGCAGGCUUCGAAUGAUAAGCUUGGCGGUAUCUAGAGUCUUUUCGUCCCGACAUCCUACCCAAGUGUUGUAUACUCGAACACAAUCACGCUCAAUAUCAAGCCCAUGUGUCCCUAUCACUCGUUCACGAUCACUGUACACAAACAUAACACAAUCAGGAAAAACGGGCAAUGUUAGGCUAUAUACCACGUUUUUGGGAAGACAGGUGCAGCUCGGCGGUCUGAAGCAUCAAUAUCACGUACAGCGGAGACACCUGGCGACUGCAGUGAAGGCAGAGUCUAAUAGUAAUGAACAAGCAAAUGAGCACACACACAUGCCGUAUAUGCGAGACAUUCUAUUCGUCCUCUAUUGUGGCGUGCAGACGGUUCUGUUGUUUGUGACUCUGCAAGAGAACUUUGACCUCAUGCCGGCAACUGGCCCUUCUAUGCUUCCUUAUUAUAAUUCGCACGGAGACUACUGGAUAUACGAUCGAAGGAACGUUUUUGAUCGACAACCUGAGCCGGGAGAGGUUCUGUUCUGCAAAAGCUUCACUAAAGCGGGUGAUCGUAUACUCAAACGGGUGGUGGCAGUGGCUGGCGACCGGAUUUCAUGUAAUUGUAUCAGGCAGAAUGAAGGCUUCUGCAAUGGCGAGAGCUACCACAAGAUCCCUCGGGGGAUGAUGUGGCUUGAAGGAGACAAUCUAGCAGACUCAAACGACUCACGCUACUAUGGCCCGGUUCCACAAGCGUUAAUUCUGGGGCGGCCCAUAUUCAGGAUAUGGCCGCCUUCAGCAAUGGGACCCGCUCUGUGAGAGGGACGUGUGUUCUUGCUGUCGGUAUUGAAUUAUCGAUAUCUAGUAGGAUGAGUGAACCUACACUUCAUACCGAAUGGCUGUGUAUCCAUGCGAUGACUUGCCGAGACCGUUCAACAAAAACACAGAAACAAUCCCUUCCCUUAGAGUUCAGUAUGCACCCAUUCUACCUCGUCAGACCUGGAUGAGUCUAUUCCAAAUCAAAAGAGCAAACCUAUUACAUACGCGCACGAUCGAAGGGGUUCGCGACUGGCAGGCAUCUUCACACUGAAAAAAUUAUCGAAGCUAUUAUUUAUUAUUGAGAUUUUUCCCACUCCCCGCUAUUUAAGUGCAAACUGAGCCGGCAACAAUCGCAAUAGAUCAUUUAUACUGUACCCGUGUGUCGUAAGGAAGCGCGAUUGCAUCGAUAUAAUCAGGACAAAAUGUUACUGAAUAACUGGACUUAUGUGCCGUCACGGCUACACCAGGGCAAGGGCUUAGUCAACGAUGCGGCAGCACUAUGCGAGUCACUGUGAGAACCCCACAGCACUAGUCCAUGGGGGUCAAAAUAGUAAGCAAAGCAGCAUAGCGAGCGCAGCGAGAUACCACUACUAAGCAAUUCAUAACAGGCUCGAGCGGAAGCAUGUCUACGGAUUUCUGACUAUACAAAGAAUGCCAUGGCAUUUGUGAAGUUGUAAAAUUACGACUUAAUAUGAAUCUGAAAGGAGAAACGCUGUACGACCAUAGAGCUCAGCAGCGUGACCAUGGGGCGAUAGCGAUCGUACUGUCUUUCGCUACAAUUAAAAUUACACUAUUA
Molecule: messenger RNA, 1731 nt
Organism: Sphaeroforma arctica JP610
Lineage: Eukaryota; Ichthyosporea; Ichthyophonida
Exons: 5
Coding region: 108-935 (275 amino acids)
Cellular component (GO): mitochondrial inner membrane peptidase complex; membrane
Molecular function (GO): serine-type endopeptidase activity
Source: RefSeq, a predicted model, not a curated record